Paramisgurnus dabryanus is the source of this 1382-nucleotide messenger RNA. The record is from RefSeq and is a predicted model, not a curated record. Lineage: Eukaryota; Metazoa; Chordata; Actinopteri; Cypriniformes; Cobitidae.
GUGAAACAUUUUACUCCAGAGCCACAGUGAAGAGCAGGAACGCUGCAGAAAGUCAAUUGGUUUACCACUGCAACAAACAUGAUGUCUUGGCUUCAAUCUGUAGUCAGAAGAUGGAUUCAAGUGAUAUACUGGUUGAUCGGUAUUGCACAAGACAUCGUGUUGUGGCCAUAUAAAAAAAUUGUUUGUAUAAGUAAAAAAGUACAGAUUCAAUGCAGGCAAAUUAUAAACUGUUUAUGGUUCAUCAUUGUGUUGUGGCCAUAUCAAAAAAUAGUUUGUAUAAAAAAGAAACCACAGAUUCAAUGCCAGCAAAUGAUAAACUGUUUAUGGUUCAUCAUUGUGUUGUGGCCAUAUCAAAAAAUAGUUUGUAAAAUAAAAAAACUACAGACUUGGGCCUGGUACAUUUUCAACUGGAUCAACAAAGCAAAAAGGAACAACUACUACAUAAUUCAGUCUGGGAACUCACGCAAUGCACACACAAAGAUUUUAAAAAAUCUCCAUGAACAUGUACCUGGUAUGACAGAGGUGAAUAAAGUGGAUGAGUGCGAUGUGAUUCUGGUUUUCUGCCCUAUUGUUUCACGGGCAGGAACUGACAUUGAUGCUGCACUGUAUCAACUUAAUGACUGUUCAGAAUCCAAACCAGCUGUUUUCAUGGUGCUCCAUCACACAUUUGACCGAGAGAAAGUUUUACCAGACAGCAGCAGAUUUAUAACCAGAGGAAACACACUCACUGUAAACUUUCUGUUCCACGAAGACAUGGGUUUACAUAAAUGUAAUAUGAACAAGGCGGCACAGGCCAAAAUUAUUCAGUAUUUAAACCGUCAGAACACAGGAUGGUAUAGAAAGAGUUAUGCGGAUAAAGAUAGCAAUGUUUAAAAACUGGAAAUGAAAAACUAAAGGCUGAUCUGUAAAAAUGGCUAUGAGAUCUGACUUAAACAAAUGCAGAGAAUGUACAAUAACUAUAGAUUUCUGAAAUUAUCAAUUCAACUUGUUGAUGUUGGUAGAGCAUUGCCAUGUAUUCUGUAUGUAUACAAUUUGUAUUGUGGUUAUAUGCACCAACAAAAUGUAGAACAUAAUGUACAAAGAGACUAAUUGUGCUACAUUGCCAAUAGCAUACUGUACAUCAAAACUGUGAUAUAACUACAUACAAUCGAAACUUAAUUGUGAUUUCUAUUAUUUAUGGAUGUGUAUAAAAUAAUUAUAAGCAUGUGAAUCUUUGCUGUGAAUGUGUUGAUCUCUUUUUUGGUGGGUUUAAUCAACCCUUGUGAUUGUAAAUAUUUGCCAUAUGCCAUUGCUGUGGAUGACUACACAGAAUGCACGUUCAACCACAGAAAAUGGAUUGUUAUUACAUGUAAUGUUAGGCUAAACAUAACGUAAUUAAAAAU